UAUUAGUGUGAUAAGUUUACUUAUUACGACUUCCGUGAAGACCAGUUUUAAAUCUAGUUGGAAUCUAGAAGUGGUGUAACCGUUAGCCGCACUAUCAAUUCACUGGUCGGAUGUUACGUUGAUUUUGACAGUAGUGGAUAUAAGCCAUCUGAUCAGCCUGAUGUUUUCAUUUUCUUUCAUUUUUCUUGUUGUUGUUAAUGUUGCUAUGAGUAUCCAAACAGCUGUUAAUUCUUUUUAACUUAUUUUGAACAACAUCUUUUGAAAUACGAAAAUGUUUUCAAAGUUGAAAUGACCGAGAGACUACUUACUGGUGGUCUGAAAUUUCUGAAAAUCUCUGUUUCGCGUAGAUUGAUUGGAUUCUGAAUUAUCGGUCGGUUAUCGUGGUAUCCGUAUGUCUGCCUAUCACUUAUCAGAAGACGCAUCCCACUAUCCAGUAGCUAACUUUUGCUAUGUCAGGACGUGAGUGAAAUCUGUCCUCCCGAAGCCCGAAUGACAGAAUGUCGACCAAGGAUCUGCAGGUGCUGGCACGCUCGUUCGUGCAUGGUCUGCAUGACUCCAUCGUGGGGUUUGUCAGCUUCUACAAACUGGACCAGGUAGCAGCGAAAAGUGAGAAAGAAGAGCAUCGAAAUGUGGUUUUGACGGAGUUGCAGCGUCGCAGAGCGGAGAAGCAGCCAAAGAAGUUGGAAAAAAAAGACGAACCACCAAAAAUUCGAAAACGAAUUUUACAAUGCUGCUUGCUGAAUGGUGGCGUAUUUUUGGCCAGUAUUUUUGUAUUUAACCAUAUGAUCCUACCGAUUCUGGAAAUCGUUACUCACCUCAUGCUAGGUCAUGAAGAAGGAAUUCGCUCCACUGUGUGGUCCUGGUUAUCCUUUAUGUCUUCGUGGCUUUUCAAAUUCCUCUGGAUACUUCCCUUGUUCAUACUCAGCAAAGUUGUCAGUUUUAUCUGGUUCCAGGAUAUUGCCGACGCAGCAUACGUAAAAGUGCACCGGAAACCAUCGGCGAUGCGUGUUAGUUUGGGAACGCUCAUCGCUGAUUUGCUGUUUAGUUUGCUCAUCCAGACGCUGUUUUUGUGCCAGGCGCAGUUGACAUCUGUCCUACCUAUUCCCGCAAUGGCCCAGUUCCUGUCAAUCUUCCAUAUUAGUUUGCUCAACGCAUUUUAUGCUUUUGAAUACAAAUGGCUAAAUAUGGGUUGGGAAGUGAAUGAACGUCUGCAUUAUGUGGAAAGCCGAUGGACAUAUUUUAUGGGAUUUGGGUUACCAUUGGCCUUAGCAACAUUUUUGGCUGAUAACUACUGGAUUGGUGGCUGCAUCUUUUCCGUCCUUUUUCCUCUCCUGAUCGUGAGUGCCAAUUCCGCUUCACCUGCUUCUCAAGAAGCGCCUUUUGUCCUGCCCGUGUUCGCAUUAGUCAGUGGUCUUUCGAAUUACGUAGUCGGCCAAGGCGUUGGCCGCGCUCACCUACUUGCUCAGGGAGUGAAAAGUACCCCGGCGAAGGAACCAUCUUCGAAAGAUUAGUCAACCGAUGCUCUAGUCUCUCGCACAACAUUUUGUGGCCUUCCGCUUAUUGUACAGAAUUGCCUUUUUAUGCUUCUUUUGGUUUACUUUUUUAUCUUUUGAUCAUCAAGAGUUUAAGAAUGGCACUGGUUGUCUUAUGAUCGCGUCCUAAGUUAGUUUCUAACUUGUAAGUUUUAUGAAAUUCCCGGAAUGAAACCCCGGUUUUGGUUAUCAACUAAUAACUAUGCGAGAUUUCUGUACGCUAAGCUCUGAGAAUGUGGAUUUGAUUAAAUGGAUCUACGUUUUGAAGCAAGAACAUUGUAAUGAGAACGGGA
Paramacrobiotus metropolitanus is the source of this 1825-nucleotide messenger RNA. RefSeq names its product etoposide-induced protein 2.4 homolog. The record is from RefSeq and is a predicted model, not a curated record. NCBI's taxonomy places the organism in Eukaryota, Metazoa, Tardigrada, Eutardigrada, Parachela, Macrobiotidae. Gene Ontology annotation, cellular component: endoplasmic reticulum. Gene Ontology annotation, biological process: macroautophagy. The transcript has 9 exons. The coding region runs from base 498 to 1511 and encodes 337 amino acids.